Hemisphaericaspora subhashii is the source of this 516-nucleotide messenger RNA. RefSeq names its product Tom20p (gene TOM20). Gene Ontology annotation, biological process: tRNA import into mitochondrion; protein targeting; protein import into mitochondrial matrix. The record is from RefSeq and is a predicted model, not a curated record. Gene Ontology annotation, molecular function: transmembrane protein transporter activity. The coding region runs from base 1 to 516 and encodes 171 amino acids. Gene Ontology annotation, cellular component: mitochondrial outer membrane translocase complex; mitochondrial outer membrane. Lineage: Eukaryota; Fungi; Ascomycota; Pichiomycetes; Serinales; Debaryomycetaceae. The transcript has a single exon.
AUGAGUAAAGCCUUAACUGUCACCACCAUUGCCGCAACUGCUGUUGUCGGGUAUGCUAUCUACUUCGAUUACAAACGUAGAAGUUCUCCAGAAUUUAGAAAGUCAUUAAAGAAAAGAGCAUCAAAACAACAAAAAUUAAAAGCCAAGAAGGAUGCUGAAUCUAAACAAUCUAAAUUAGAAGCAGUUAAGGCUGCUCUUAUUGAAGACUUGAAGGAAAACCCAAUACCAACUGAAUUAUCUGAAAGAGAAGCUUUCUUUAUGGAACAAGUUGCUACUGGUGAACAAAUGACCAAGGAUGAUCCAACUGGUGCUGCCAUCUGUUUCUAUAAAGCUUUAGCUGUAUAUCCUAACCCAACCGAUAUCUUGGGUAUUUACCAAAAGACUGUUCCUGAAGAUGUUUAUGAAUUAGUCGUCAUGAUGAUUGCUGUUUAUCCACCAGCUUCUAUUUCAAGUAUUCUUAAUAAAGGUCCAGCUGCUGCUUCAGCUGGUUUAGGACCUGAAGAAGAUUUAGAUUAA